This is a messenger RNA of Diaporthe amygdali, 642 nucleotides long. RefSeq lists its product as uncharacterized. Lineage: Eukaryota; Fungi; Ascomycota; Sordariomycetes; Diaporthales; Diaporthaceae. The transcript has a single exon. The record is from RefSeq and is a predicted model, not a curated record. The coding region runs from base 1 to 642 and encodes 213 amino acids.
AUGGAAAUGGACACAAGUAAUAACCAAACCACCAAUGGCACGACCACCAAUACUAGUUCCAGCGGCCGGCCACCAUCAUGGGUGUGGGUCCUCGUAGCACUCGCCUCAGCAAUAACGAUCGGAGUUCUCCUAUUCGGCCUGUACCAAUUCAUAAGACGCCGGCGGGCCCGAAGACGAGACGGGGACCCAGAGGGCGCCACCACCGACGCGGCCUCAAGAGGAGGCGGAUCGACACGAGGCUCCUCCCGGCCGUGGAACCGCCGCCGCCGCAGCCGGAGGCACGACCACCACUCGCAGCCCGCGUCGCGCUGGGGCUGGGUGUACCCGCACACGAACCGGGCGUCGACGCAGUCGUCCGAGGGGCUCAACGAGCUCGGCGAGGCGCCGCCGCCGUACAACGAGGACGACCUCGAGUGCCCGCCGGACAUGGCCGAGGUCGUCCACAUCCCCGGCGAGGGGCCCUCGCGCGUGGCCUCGCGGCAGGACCGCGCGUCACUGUUAGGAGGAGGGGGAGCGAUCGGGCCGGCCUUGUCGGCGGCUCAUCCUGAACCCCCCACGUAUGAUUUCGCCAUGAACUUGAGCACGACGUCGGUGCAGCUGCCGCCGCCUGCGGUGGUGGUGUCGCCGCCGCAGGAUUCUUGA